Colletotrichum costaricense is the source of this 423-nucleotide messenger RNA. Its product is annotated as pyridoxal kinase. Lineage: Eukaryota; Fungi; Ascomycota; Sordariomycetes; Glomerellales; Glomerellaceae. Gene Ontology annotation, cellular component: cytosol. Bases 1 to 423 code for a protein of 140 amino acids. Gene Ontology annotation, biological process: pyridoxal 5'-phosphate salvage. Gene Ontology annotation, molecular function: pyridoxal kinase activity. The record is from RefSeq and is a predicted model, not a curated record. The transcript has 4 exons.
AUGACGGUGGAACUCCCGAUCCCCGAUACACGCGUCCUGGCCGUCGCCAGUCAUGUUGUGUCCGGAAAUGUAGGAAACAAAAUCGCCGUCUUCACACUGCAGUCCCUUGGCUGCGAUGUCGCGGCUCUCAACACCGUCCAAUUCAGCAAUCACACAGGCUACAGACAAUGGAAGGGGACAAGGGUGUCCGCCCAGGAGAUCCGGGACCUCUUUGAGGGGCUCAAGCAGUCGUACCUAGACGACUUUGACAUGAUGCUCUCGGGCUACAUCCCCGGCGCCGAGGCCGUCGUGGCCGUCGGCGAUAUCGCAAAGGAGCUCAAGCGGAAGCAGGCCGCCGCGGGGACGCCGGGCGGCUUCUUCUGGGUCCUGGACCCCGUCAUGGGCGACAACGGUUCAAAAGUGGGAAGAAUGCAAAAGCGCUGA